AUGUCUAGUAUGUCCACGCCCGCAACCGGAAAUGACCCGUUCACGUUAAUUGAGAAGAUUAAAAAAUAUAAUACGGACGAACUUGUCGGUUUUUUACAAGCGGAAAACUUGGGACUAGACGAGGAUGAUUUGAAAAUUAUUCGCAGUAAAAAAGUCACCGGUCGCGUUUUUUUUAAGUUGACCGAAAACAAGCUGGAAAAAUGGGGAAUGCCAAGUGGUUCAGCCUUAACAAUCGCGGACUUGAUCAAUGAACUCAAAGAUAAUGAGAAUGAGCCUCCGAGUAAACGGAUGAAAGUUGAGGAUGAGGAUGUGAAAGUUCAGUAUCAUCUUUUUUUGAUCACAUUUCUGGGCAUCACACAAUACCCUACGUCUGUAUGGACCUGUCCAUUUGUAUUGGACACUAUGGGAUUCCUACGUCUGUAUGGACCUGUCCAUUGUGGGACCCCUGCAGCCGAUGCUUGGAAAGAGGGCCUUGCACGCCGACUAGGACUUACGCUAACAAAUUUUGAUCAUUGGACUCACAUUAAUUGCUUAGAAUAUCUAGCGAAAGUGUGUGAACAUCUAACAUCAGAGGACCGUAAUGAGAUUAUUAGUCAAUAUAAGGCCCAGCUUCGUUCAAUAAGCUCAAGUCCAUGGACGCUCCGAAGAGUAAGGAACAAAGCUAUUAAGUUGGCUGAAUGUGCCGAUGAUUCAUUCAAGCGUAAAAACACUGUCUCGUUUUUCGAAAGACUAGAUAUACAG
Molecule: messenger RNA, 741 nt
Organism: Ambispora gerdemannii
Lineage: Eukaryota; Fungi; Glomeromycota; Glomeromycetes; Archaeosporales; Ambisporaceae
Source: the annotation of a GenBank genome assembly